Messenger RNA from Lactuca virosa, 1158 nucleotides. NCBI's taxonomy places the organism in Eukaryota, Viridiplantae, Streptophyta, Magnoliopsida, Asterales, Asteraceae. The record is from the annotation of a GenBank genome assembly.
AUGAAAGAUGCAUUUGGUAUAGAAUGGAAAAGUGCAGAUUCCAGAUUAAUAUGCUAUGAUGAUGAUGUAUGGGAAAAUUGGGUGAAGAGUCUUUUGACUUCAAAGAACACAAUAAAUGAGUGGAUUAUGAGCAUAAGAGCAUUGAAUAUUGAUGUGACCACCAUGCGAUUUGAAGGGAGUAGAAAGAGGGGCAGAACAAUCUUUUCAGAUUAUGCUUGGUGUAGUGGAGAUCAAGUUGAUGUUUGGGUACAAGAUAGCUGGCAUGAAGCAAUUGUUGUGGACACAAAUAAGAUUGAUUUAAGUUCUUUAACUGCCCAGUUUCCUGCUCAAGGAAAGACAUCAAUUGUCAGAGGAAAUUUGAUCUUGGUGGAAGCCAUUGACAAUGGUGGUGGAUGUAGAAACGAUGUUCAAGAAAACGGGUUUGCUAAAAAUGAGUCAACAGGACUUGUAGAGCCUUCUAAAACUAACAACAAUUCAGAAUUGUCACAACUUCAGAAUUUGUCUUCUGCAAUCAAAGAAUCAGAAGAUAAAACACAGACACAAACACAGACACCUGUCAGUGUUGGUGUUAGUACACGUGGCUCUUCUGGUGGCCUAACUGGCUUGCUGAAUUUUGGAAACACUUGCUUUAUGAAUAGUGCUAUUCAGUGUCUUGUUCAUACAUCAGAAUUUGCUAGAUAUUUUAGAGAAGAUUAUAACCAAGAGAUCAACUGGCAUAACCCUUUAGGAAUGGUGGGUGAGUUAGCUUUAGCAUUUGCAAAGCUUGCUCGUUUUGCACCACAAUUUAGUGGAUACAAUCAGCAUGAUUCACAGGAGCUUCUGGCAUUUUUGCUUGAUGGAUUACAUGAAGAUCUAAACCGUGUGAAACACAAGCCUUACGUAAAAUCCAGAGAUGCAGAUGGUCGACCUGAUGAAGAAGUUGCUGAUGAAUAUUGGGCCAAUCACAUUGCUCGAAAUGAUUCAAUAAUUGUGGAUGUCUACCAAGGUCAAUAUAAGUCAACUUUGGUUUGUCCUGUAUGUGAGAAGAUCUCGGUUACAUUCGGCCCAUUUAUGUAUCUCUCAUUGCCACUUCAAUCAACCACCACCCGAAGUGCUAUUGGGGAGGGUAUGACUCGUCGAGACCAUUCUGAUGUCUCUAACCAGAUGUCUAGGCGAUGA